Messenger RNA from Acanthoscelides obtectus, 235 nucleotides. The record is from the annotation of a GenBank genome assembly. NCBI's taxonomy places the organism in Eukaryota, Metazoa, Arthropoda, Insecta, Coleoptera, Chrysomelidae.
CACACGGACUCUGGCGAGGGAACACGUGUGCAUGCAACAUGCACACAUUCUGGCUCCGCCUACGAGAUCCGCCGGGUGGUACCUCCGCGUUCCACAGUCAGAGACCGUCUACCACCUACGGACAAUCACAAUCCGACUGAUCAGGAGACCGAAGAGUCUUCUACUGCUGCCACCGCUGCUGCCUGUGUAAUUUUUCGAUAUAGUAAAUUAAUAUAUUACCCCGGUAAUUCUCCAC